Messenger RNA from Sclerotinia borealis F-4128, 1551 nucleotides. The record is from the annotation of a GenBank genome assembly. NCBI's taxonomy places the organism in Eukaryota, Fungi, Ascomycota, Leotiomycetes, Helotiales, Sclerotiniaceae.
AUGGCUACUAUUAAGUCUAUAGCAAUCAUUGGUGCCGGACCCGCGGGCGCCAUCACUUUAGAUGCUCUGGCGCAGGAGCAAGCAUUUGAUAAAAUCCGGCUGUUUGAAAGAAGGGAAAAGGCUGGAGGUUGUUGGUUAGUAAGAUAUUCGCUGGAUGAUUGGAACAACCGCUCAUAUGUAUCUCUCAGGCUCGGAGAUCCCAAAGAUCAUGUUCAACAAUUGCCAGACUUUGAAAAGAUUGCUUCUCGCAAAUCAGACGAGACUCUCCCAAUUCCAUCUGAACUUCCCACAACUCUUCCGCACAAUACACAAUAUCGAUUUUCCGAUACGUCAAUAUAUCCCACGUUAGAAACGAAUAUAGAUGCAUUUGCCAUGUCAUUUACUCAAGAGCCAUUUCCGGAAACAAGAUCUGCAGUCAAUAUCAAGAGGCAUGGCGAGAACUCGCCAUUUCGGCAUUGGAAGGUUGUGGAACAAUAUAUUCAAGAUCUGGUCGAUAGGAAAGGAUACCCGGAUCUAGUAUCCUAUAAUACCACAGUGGAGCUUGUCCAUAAAGACCCACAUACAUCGAAAUGGGUUUUGACAUUGCGCAAACCCCUUGAAAAUGGGAUUGAGGAUGAGUGGUGGACGGAGUCUUUUGAUGCAAUUGUUGUUGCAGCGGGACACUAUAACGUUCCAUUUAUACCUUCCACUCCGGGUCUUUCUACGUUCUCCCAACAUUUUCCCGGCAAGGUUCUUCACUCAAAGGCCUGGCGUGAACCGGAGACAUAUCGCGGGAAGCGUGUAGUAGUCGUUGGUGCCAGUAUCUCUGGCCCUGAUAUCUCGUAUGCACUUGCCGAUUAUGCUGAACGACCCCUUCAUUCUGUUGUUCGAGGCAAAUACCAUCCAUACUUUUUCGACUACGCCUUUCAGCAUCCCCAUAUUCUCAGGCGUCCACCAAUAACUUACAUAACAUCGGAUCCUGAUACAGAUGAGCGAACAAUUCAUUUUGAAGAUGGGACUAAAUUAGAGAAAGUAGAUUUCAUAAUAUUCGCAACUGGAUAUUCUUGGACGCUUCCUUUCAUUCCCAAUCUCGAUUCUACUAUCCGUAACAAUCGUCUUCCAAAUCUUUACCAACAUAUUUUCUGGCGCGAGGACCCCACAUUAACUUUCGUUGGUGCCGUGGCCGCAGGAUUCACAUUCAAGGUAUUUGAAUGGCAAGCUGUACUCAUAGCACGAUUUCUAGCCAGACGCAUCACUCUUCCUUCUGCUGAAGAUCAAAAGAAAUGGGAAGAAGAUAGAAUCGCAUCUAAAGGCGACGAAGUACCGUUUACGGUCCUCUACCCCGACUUUGAGGAGUAUUUCGAGACCGCAAGGAAGAUGGCCGGUGAGCCGCAGGAUGGUAAAGGUAGAAGCCUCCCGAAAUUCCAGAAGUGGUGGAGAGAGGGAUUUGACAAUGGACAUCUGAAAAGAAUUGAAAUGUGGAAGAGGGGGAAUGAAGAAGCUAGACGCAGAAUCGAGAUGGAGAAUCAGGCAAGUGUGGUAUCACCAGUAUCACGAAUCAGCAAUUUGUAA